Messenger RNA from Aspergillus fijiensis CBS 313.89, 429 nucleotides. Its product is annotated as sorting nexin-3. The record is from RefSeq and is a predicted model, not a curated record. The transcript is spliced from 3 exons. Gene Ontology annotation, cellular component: early endosome membrane; retromer complex. Gene Ontology annotation, biological process: late endosome to Golgi transport; endocytic recycling. Lineage: Eukaryota; Fungi; Ascomycota; Eurotiomycetes; Eurotiales; Aspergillaceae. Bases 1 to 429 code for a protein of 142 amino acids. Gene Ontology annotation, molecular function: phosphatidylinositol-3-phosphate binding.
AUGCAGGCCGUUCCCGAAUCCCGUCAACAAACCUUCGACGAGAUCUACGGACCUCCGGAGAAUUUCCUGGAGAUUGAGGUCCGAAACCCUCAAACCCACGGCACCUCGCGCAACAUGUACACCUCGUACGAGAUCGUGUGCCGCACCAACAUCCCCGCUUUCAAGCUCAAGCACUCGGUCGUGCGCCGCCGCUACUCCGACUUCGAGUACUUCCGCGACAUCCUGGAGCGCGAGAGCACGCGCGUCACCAUCCCCCCGCUGCCGGGGAAGGUGUUCACGAACCGGUUCAGCGACGACGUGAUCGAGCACCGGCGCGAGGGGUUGCAGCGGUUUCUGCAGAUCGUGGCCGGCCAUCCGCUGCUGCAGACAGGGAGUAAGGUGCUGGCGAGUUUUGUGCAGGAUCCGAAUUGGGAUCGGAAUGCGUGGUAG